Messenger RNA from Elephantulus edwardii (Cape elephant shrew), 420 nucleotides. RefSeq names its product 60S ribosomal protein L30-like. The record is from RefSeq and is a predicted model, not a curated record. Gene Ontology annotation, molecular function: RNA binding; structural constituent of ribosome. Gene Ontology annotation, cellular component: cytosolic large ribosomal subunit. The transcript is spliced from 2 exons. Bases 1 to 420 code for a protein of 139 amino acids. Lineage: Eukaryota; Metazoa; Chordata; Mammalia; Macroscelidea; Macroscelididae.
AUGGUAGAUGUGAAAAAGACAAAAAAGUCUCUAGAGCUGAUAAACUCUAGGCUCCAACUUGUUAUGGAAAUUGGAAAAUACAUGCUGGGGUACAAACAGACUCUUAAGAUGAUCAGGCAAGGAGAAGCCAACAACUGCCCAGCCAUGAGGAAAUCUGAAAGUGAGUACUACGUCAUGUUGGCCAAAACUGGUGUCCAUCACUACAGAGGCAGUAAUACCGAACUGGGCUCAGCAUAUGGAAAAUACUACAGAGUAUGCCCACUGGCUAUCAUUGAUCCAGGCGAUUCUGACUUUAUUAUAAGCAUGCCAGAACAGACUCUGGUGAAAAAUGAAUCAUGGAAGCUCAAAACACCUGGAGGCCUCCAGGGAAUGCUGAGUCUACAGAUGCUGAAGGAGACAAGGACUUUCCUCCACAACUGA